AUGGAGGAAGGACAGGAUGCCAACAAGGACUCAAGAAGACAAUACGGAAGGACGCAGUCACAACCCGAGAACCCAUUCGCUAUCUUAAUUCCCGAUCAGGAAAUAGCAAUUGUUCCGGAGUUUACAUUGGAGUCUGGUAUUGCACUCCGAAAUGUUCCAGUGGCCUACACGACGCGAGGCAAGCUCAACGACGCUGGUGACAAUGCCAUGGUUAUAUGUCACGCUCUCACCGGCAGUGCUGACGUGAGUGACUGGUGGGGUCCAUUACUUGGCGGUCCAGGACGAGCGUUCGAUACUUCAAGAUUCUUCAUCGUUUGUAUGAACAGUCUGGGCAGUCCAUACGGCACUGCCAGUCCGGUCACGGCAAAGCAUGGCGAUGUAUCAAAGGGCAACUAUGGGCCGGAGUUCCCGCUGACCACUAUCCGUGAUGACGUUAACCUCCACAAACUUCUCCUAGAUGAUUUGGGGGUGAAUCAGGUUGCUGCUGUCAUCGGGGGAUCGUUGGGUGGCAUGUUCGUUCUGGAAUGGGCGUACUUUGGCAAAGACUAUAUUCGGUGCAUUGUCCCCAUCGCCACGUCAAGCCGACACAGUGCAUGGGGCAUCAGUUGGGGUGAAGCCCAACGGCAAAGCAUCUACGCCGACCCAAAAUAUGACGACGGAUACUAUCCAUUUGAUGACCCGCCAGCAACCGGGCUCGGCGCCGCUCGUAUGGCUGCCUUGCUCACGUAUCGAAGCCGCAACUCUUUCGAAUCUCGAUUCGGCCGCAACAUUCCUGAUCCGUCCAAAGUCCAAACAAUCCGUGAACGGCCGCGGCUUAGCACGCCUUCGGAGGCACACUUCCAUAUCCACAAUGAUGGACAUAACAUCAAGCGCAAAAGUUCCUCUCGUCAAGGCAGUGGAUCGCCCACUCCUCCUCUGGCAAAUGCCCCAGACCCGCAGUUUCGCGGGCCUCGGAAAACAGAGAGCGUCAAUGGCGAGAGCUUGGCUGGAGGCGAGAACCUUCCACAGUCUCAGUAUUUCUCGGCACAGUCGUACCUACGGUACCAAGGCACCAAAUUCGUCAAGCGUUUUGACAGUAAUUGCUACAUCGCAAUGACCCGCAAGCUAGAUACGCACGACGUGUCACGAGGACGGGCAGAGACCAUCGGCGGUGCCCUGGCUAUGAUUGAGCAGCCCACUUUGGUGCUUGGCAUCGAAAGCGAUGGGCUCUUCACAUUCGCGGAGCAAGAAGAAAUUGCUGAGCACGUCAAAAACGCCCGACUUGAAAGGAUUGAGAGCCCCGAAGGUCACGAUGCUUUCCUACUCCAGUUCGAGCAGGUCAAUGGCUACAUCUUGGAAUUUCUCAAAGAGGUGCUGCCUGACAUCAUGAACAAGGAGGGCGGAGCACCAGAGGAAACCGGCGUGGGUAAGCUGACAAAGUCCAGCACCUUUGGAGAGGCAGAAGUCGAAGACAUUACGGCAUGGUAG
This is a messenger RNA of Metarhizium album ARSEF 1941, 1467 nucleotides long. RefSeq names its product homoserine-O-acetyltransferase. The transcript has 3 exons. Gene Ontology annotation, biological process: L-homoserine metabolic process. Lineage: Eukaryota; Fungi; Ascomycota; Sordariomycetes; Hypocreales; Clavicipitaceae. The coding region runs from base 1 to 1467 and encodes 488 amino acids. Gene Ontology annotation, molecular function: homoserine O-acetyltransferase activity. The record is from RefSeq and is a predicted model, not a curated record.